This is a messenger RNA of Leptosomus discolor (cuckoo roller), 885 nucleotides long. Lineage: Eukaryota; Metazoa; Chordata; Aves; Leptosomiformes; Leptosomidae. The record is from RefSeq and is a predicted model, not a curated record.
GCAGCAUUUGGAAAGGAGGAAAGCAUGGUGCAGCUGCCCGGGGGGGAGUUUCAGAUGGGAUCCGGCUCCCUGGAGAAGAGGAACGAGGAGGGGCCCCUCAGGGCGGUGAGGGUGAAGCCGUUUGCCAUCGACAAAUACCCCGUCACCAACCGGGAUUUCAGGGAGUUUGUUAGAGAAAAGAAAUACAAAACAGAAGCAGAAGCAUUUGGCUGGAGCUUUGUCUUUGAGGAUUUCGUGUCUGAAGAGCUGAAAAAAAAAGUCACCCAAAAACUGGAGUCUGCCCCUUGGUGGCUGCCCAUCGAGAAGGCUUUUUGGCGGCAGCCCUCGGGUCCUGGCUCCAGCAUAAAGGACAGGCUGGAUCACCCAGUGCUGCACGUGAGCUGGAACGACGCGCGGGCGUUCUGCGCCUGGAAAGGGAAGAGGCUCCCGGCAGAGGAGGAGUGGGAAUUUGCUGCCAGGGGAGGACUGGAGCAAAGGGUGUAUCCCUGGGGCAACAAGUUUCAGCCAAACCGUACAAAUCUGUGGCAGGGCGAUUUCCCCCGCGUCGACACGGCUGAAGAUGGUUAUCACGGCGUCUCGCCGGUGGCAGCGUUCCCUCCUCAGAACAACUACGGGCUCUACGACCUGCUGGGGAACACCUGGGAGUGGACGGCGGGCGAGUACCUGGCGCCGGGGCUCUCGUCGAGGCAGCGCCCUCAGAACAUGCGGGUCCUGAGAGGCGCCUCGUGGAUCGACACCGCCGACGGGUCUGCAAACCAUAAAGCUCGUGUCACCACCAGAAUGGGGAACACGCCAGACUCGGCCUCCGACAACCUCAGCUUCCGCUGCGCUGCCGACGUCCCGCCCGUCACGGCCGAGAAAAGCCGGACCAGACCUGAGCUCUGA